Molecule: messenger RNA, 1184 nt
Organism: Myripristis murdjan (pinecone soldierfish)
Lineage: Eukaryota; Metazoa; Chordata; Actinopteri; Holocentriformes; Holocentridae
Product: microfibril-associated glycoprotein 4-like
Exons: 2
Coding region: 106-843 (245 amino acids)
Biological process (GO): blood coagulation
Source: RefSeq, a predicted model, not a curated record
CAUUCCUGACUAUAAAUUGCCAUUUGUCAGCUCAGACAGCAUUAGAGCUGCAAGGAAUCUGCAUCCAUUUGAUGUUUUCAUUGGUGUCUUGAUCUGAAAUCCACAAUGCAAGUUAUGUAUUUCAAACUUGCCAUUUUGUGCUAUGCGAUCACAGCUGUGUUGCCUGCAGGAGUCCGCUGUUCUCCUCGCUGUGAUAUCUCCCUGACCGCGGACUGUGAUGAAAUCUACAAAAACAUCUCCACCAAGAGCAGUGUGUACACCAUCUACCCGGGUAUUACACCAGUUCAAGUGUUCUGUGACAUGGACACUGAUGGAGGGAAGUGGACGGUGAUCCAGAGAAGAAUGGACGGCACAGUGAAUUUCUACAGACCCUGGAAGCAGUACAAAGUCGGCUUUGGAAAUGGAUCCGGAGAGUACUGGCUGGGACUGGAGAACAUGCAUCUCCUCACCAAGAAGAGACGCUAUGAGCUGAGGGUGGACAUGGAGGACUUUGGGGGAAACAAAGUGUUUGCCAAGUACUCCUCAUUCUCUGUUGGCUCUGAGGCUGAUGGCUACAAGCUGCACGUUUCAGGCUUCACGAACGGAGGAGCAGGGGACUCUCUGCUGUAUCACAAUAGACACAAGUUCAGUACCUUUGAUAAAGACCAGGACGCAUGGAGCAAAAAUUGUGCAAGUACUUAUUACGGAGCCUUUUGGUAUAAGUCUUGCCACACGGCUAACAUCAAUGGUGUAUAUCUUUGGGGAACAACAUCACACUUUGCAACAGGUGUAGUCUGGUACGCCUGGAAGGGCCAUCAUUACUCCCUGAAAGCUGUGGCAAUGAAGAUAAGGCCGGUUUCUUGAGCAGAUAUGAAUUGUGUUGUCUACCUUCUAGGCUGUCCCAGUCUUAUGUAUCAAAGGUACAACAUAGUCUUGCCAACAAUCGAUAUGGAAAACAUCUACAUUUUCAAAUGAGAGAAUCAGUGUAAUGUCAUUAUGGGUGUGUGAUCAGGGAAUAUCUACUCUUUAUAUAUGUAAUCAAAUGAAAUCAAUCUCUCAGGUGAACUGUCUUGUGAUGUAACUGAAUGUCAUGUAUCUCAAGUUUAUCAGAAGGUACUGUAAUGGUGACCAGUUUUUCUGCUCUGUGAGACAUUAACAGUAACUUGACCUUUUCUCUAUGAAUAAAAAUAUGCAUGCAAAGCAAA